Coprinopsis cinerea okayama7#130 is the source of this 1661-nucleotide messenger RNA. Its product is annotated as proline iminopeptidase. NCBI's taxonomy places the organism in Eukaryota, Fungi, Basidiomycota, Agaricomycetes, Agaricales, Psathyrellaceae. The record is from RefSeq and is a predicted model, not a curated record. The coding region runs from base 1 to 1563 and encodes 520 amino acids. The transcript is spliced from 11 exons.
AUGCUGCUCCGGCGCCUCGCCGUCCUUGCCAGCAAGGUGUUCGAAUACAAGUUGGACAAUCUCGGGUAUUUGAAAACACCUGUGUAUGCCUGCUAUCAUGAGUCACUGUAUAUUCCAAACCGCCCUCUACAACUCACCUUUUCAAUUGCGACUUUACCUCACGUCUACAGUGACAGUCACGGAAUAGAGGAGUUGUGCGGAAUCAGGAGACCUAAAACUCAUCACGGCGAUUGCCGAGCUCAACUUAGGGGCUUGCUAAGAUCAAGCGCUGGUGGUAUCCCUCGACAGAUCACCACACUCUGCAAUGGUUUGAAGAUCGUAGAACGGUUCUUCGACCUUCCGUUGGACUAUAGCAAUCCAGACGGCACGAAGAUUCGUGUCUUCGCCCGGCAGUCGAUCCCUCUCGACAAAGCCAAGACACCAGAAGAAGAGGAUAAACUACCCUUCAGCGGACCUGGCUUUGAGGUUCCCCUCAGAGGCAACUCAGGGUUCGCAGCUGAACUCUACAAGAAGGGCUAUCAAGUCCUUUGGAUCGACCAACGCGGGACAGGACUUAGCACUCCCCUCUCUCCGGAUACUCUCCCUCCCAAUGUCAAGUCCGACCAGGAAAUUGCAACCUACCUCAAGUUCUUCCGAGCAGACAGCAUCGUCAAGGAUUGCGAGUCUAUCCGAAAGAUUCUCCUUGGCCACAAAGAGAAACCAGAAGACCAAAAAUGGUCCAUCAUCGGCCAAAGUUUCGGAGGAUUCUGCUGCUUGACAUACCUAUCCUUCCAUCCAGAAGGCGUCAAAGAGGCUUUCCUCACCGGCGGACUCGCUCCUCUAGUCAACGGACCAGAUCCAGUAUACAAGGCACUGGCGCCUAGAGUUGAGAAGAGAAAUGAGAUCUAUUACCAGAAGUACCCGAAGGACAUCCAGCGCGUUAGGAAAAUCAUGACAUACCUCGAGGCAAACCAGGUUAAACUUCCGAACGGCGGAAACCUGACUCCACGACGAUUCCAACACCUCGGAAUAGACUUUGGAAUGCAAGGCGGUAUUGAUCAAGUCCAUCAAAUCGUCCUUCGAGCUUCAAACGACCUCGAGCUAUUUGGGAAGCUAUCAUAUAAGACCCUCCAAACAAUCGAACAUGCUCAAUCCUUCGACGGUAACCCCCUCUACGCCAUCCUACACGAAGCUAUCUACUGCCAGGGUCAACCCUCCGGCUGGUCGGCCCACCGAACCCUUCAAUCUCGUUCCCAAUUCCACUGGGACAAAAUAUUCCCGGACAUGUUUGACGAUUAUACCAACCUCCGACCAUGGAAAGGUGCUGCCAACAUCCUUGCGAGAGAUGUCACUUGGGGGCCCCUCUACGACCUCGAACAGCUUCGAAAUAACGAGAUUAAAGUUUCUGCCGUCACGUACUUCAACGACAUGUACGUCGACUUCAACUUGGCACAAGACACAGCUUCCAAAGUGGGCAACGUCGAGCAAUACAUCACGAACCAACUCGUCCACGACGGAAUCCGACAGGACGCCGUCGACGUUAUCAAGAAGCUCUUCCAAUUAUCAAGUCGAGAAUUCGAUUAGAUCACGGGUACCGGUAGUUCUAAAGAGCGUAACAUAACAUAGAGAUAAAGAUACACAAUCCUAGCAAAUGCAAAUCCAUUAAACCACAUUGCCAUUCC